AUGAAGAAGAUAGAGUCGCCACUAGAUGUGCUAUCACGGGCCGCUACAAUGGUGCAGCCGUGCCCAGCCUACCCCGCCAGCGAUUCAGAUAGCUUUGAAACUCCGAGUACAGCGUCGAGCGGUGAGUCUGAGGGAGACCGCACUUUGUCGCCUGAAGCGCCGCGGGCGCAGUCCAAGGACCUUACUGGCGGGAAAUGGAGACGAGAGCGACGGUCUACGCGCUUGCCGGAAUAUAGACCGAAAGAGAAUGGUAAAAUGGCGUUACGGUCGCAGUCUUUCAACGAGCGGCGUAGCGUGGCUUCAGUGACGCGCGCGCAGCCCCACAGCGACGGGGAACUGUCCGAUGAAGUGGACGACGGUCCCGCAAACUUGGCUAUUAACGGCAAAGCUCCUCCCGAGUACCCCGGCGUAAAGAACGAAGCUCCCAUUGACAUGCGAUUGCGGUCGAAAGCCCCCCCUCCUUACAAUCGCCCUUCAGUCAUAAAAAGCAAUGAUUCCCCACCUGGAUCAAUGUCGAUGUGCGACCCGGUCAUAGACGAACAUUUCCGACGUUCCCUCGGGGAUGAUUACAUGAAUUUGUUUAAAAAGAACGCAGUCACAGAAACCUCUCAACCAGGUCCGAAACCAAACACAAAAGACCGGGCGAGUAGUCCCAUACAAUUUAAAACAGACAUUUUAGAACCGAAACCGACUAAAAUCAUUGCGAUGGACGUCGACGAUGCAAGCCUUUCAGUAGAUGACCACUUCGCAAAAGCACUGGGAGACACUUGGCGGCAAAUACAAACGUCCAGAUUAAAAGACGACAAAACAACUAAAGUUGACGACCAUUUUAGCAAAGCUUUGGGCGAAACAUGGAAGAAAAUUCAAACCUCCAAAAUUAAUAUCGAUAAUGAAAAACCUAAAGACCAAACGAAAAUAAUCACAAGAAGUGGCGUCGUCAUA
Messenger RNA from Brenthis ino (lesser marbled fritillary), 942 nucleotides. NCBI's taxonomy places the organism in Eukaryota, Metazoa, Arthropoda, Insecta, Lepidoptera, Nymphalidae. The record is from the annotation of a GenBank genome assembly.